Messenger RNA from Gadus morhua (Atlantic cod), 1436 nucleotides. RefSeq lists its product as uncharacterized. The record is from RefSeq and is a predicted model, not a curated record. Lineage: Eukaryota; Metazoa; Chordata; Actinopteri; Gadiformes; Gadidae. Gene Ontology annotation, biological process: DNA integration. Gene Ontology annotation, molecular function: nucleic acid binding. The transcript is spliced from 2 exons. Bases 29 to 958 code for a protein of 309 amino acids.
ACCAUCACCCCCCUUCACCUUCUGUGGAAUGGACUGCUUUGGUCCAUUCCUCACGAAGCAAGGAAGAAAGGAGAACAAGAGGUAUGGUCUACUUUUCACUUGCUUUAGCUCCCGUGCCAUUCAUAUUGAGAUGCUUGAUGGCAUGUCCACAGACGCCCUCAUCAAUGGCCUCCGAUGCUUCAUUGCUAUGCGUGGUGCUGUUCGUCAGAUCAAGUCCGAUCAAGGUAGCAACUUCGUUGGAGCCAAAAACGAACUUAAGGAAGCUCUAAAGGAAGUUGAUGCAGACCGGCUGGCUGUAUUCCUUGCUGAAAAACAAUGUGACUUUUGCAUGAAUGCACCUUAUUCAAGCCAUGUCGGAGGUGUUUGGGAGAGACAGAUUAGGACGGUGAGAAGCGUUCUAAGGUCCACGCUUGCUCUUUCCUCUGGAAGGCUAAAUGAUGCUUCACUGCGGGCUUUUCUCUAUGAAGCUAUGGCAAUCGUCAACAGUCGACCACUGACUGUUGACAACCUCAGUGAUCCUCAUAGUCUUGAGCCACUCACACCUAAUCAUCUUCUGACUAUGAAAACUGUCAGGGCCUUACCACCUCCAGGCGAGUUCGUCAGAGAGGACAUGUAUGGCAAGAAAAGGUGGCGACAUGUUCAAUACCUGGCAGAACAGUUUUGGAGUCGAUGGCGAAAGGAAUACCUGGCCAACAUCUCUCUCAGACAACGUUGGCAUGCACCGAAGAGAAAUCUUCAAGUUGGAGAUAUCGUAAUGAUGAAAGGAGAGGAUGCACACAGGAACGAGUGGAGAUUAGGUAGAGUUUUAGAAACUACUAUUGACAAAGACGGACUAGUAAGGAGAGUUAAGAUCUGCCUCGGUGACAGGAAUCUUGGCAAGAAAGGAGAGCGUCUCCAUAAGAUGUCUGAAGUCGAGCGCCCUGUCCAAAGGCUAGUCCUGCUAUUGGAGACUAAUUAAACUUGUUCUCUCUUUACAUAAUUUGUUUUUUUUUGCACUUUCAUGAGGAAGGUCAUUUUUUUUGUUAGAAAAUCAUUCGUGUUUAAUGUUAACUGUAUACUGUUCCAUUAGGGACUCAUGAUUGGUGGGAGUGUAAAUAAUUCUUAUGAAGGUCUGUUAAAAUAACCACUUUCUCCAUGCUUUUAUUUUGAUACUGUAUUUUGCCGUCAUGGGUCUUUUAUUUUGACGCAGGAAGUUUGAAUCUACAGUAGGUAACUUGACUUGAAGGAGAUCGCGCGAAAAGGUUAUUACGUGUAAUUACGGAAGGAAUUCAGGCUACAAACGGUUGCUCUGCAUAACAAUUUGUAGUAAUUAAUAAGUGCCUAGCUGGAAUGGGAACAAGCUCUUACGGUGUUUAUGAAGAAAGAUGUGAAGAAAGGAAUAUUUAUGCUCAAAACAAGGCUGACGGCUGAACGUAAAUAAAGGCUUCUGAAACAUC